This is a messenger RNA of Colletotrichum graminicola M1.001, 1833 nucleotides long. Its product is annotated as permease. The transcript has 8 exons. The record is from RefSeq and is a predicted model, not a curated record. The coding region runs from base 1 to 1833 and encodes 610 amino acids. Gene Ontology annotation, cellular component: plasma membrane. Gene Ontology annotation, molecular function: purine nucleobase transmembrane transporter activity. NCBI's taxonomy places the organism in Eukaryota, Fungi, Ascomycota, Sordariomycetes, Glomerellales, Glomerellaceae. Gene Ontology annotation, biological process: transmembrane transport.
AUGGAGCGCCUGGAACCCGCCGAGCCCCUCGUGCAAAGAUCGACUAUCGGCCGCAAAUUCUCCAACAUGUGGAAAGCUGUCCAUCGCUUCGAUAAGACAGUCUCCUCAUCCACUUUUGGCCGCAUCUUCAGACUCGAGGGGAGCGGUCAUCCUGAGGAGAUACCCGACUCGACAUUUUUCAGAGAAGUCCGAGCAGGCGUUACGACUUUUGCGACAAUGGCCUACAUUAUCGCCGUGAAUGCAAUCAUCCUCUCGCAAACGGGUGGCACUUGUGAAUGCAAUCUAGAGAACCGAACCGAAUGCGACAACAUCCCCAGCUACAAGGCAUGUAAAGAGAGUGUUCGACUAGAUUUGAUCACCGCGACGGCCGCCCUUGCCGGGCUUUCCAGCUUCGUCUUUGGCUUCUUUACCAAUCUACCAGUGGCACUCGCUCCCGGAAUGGGCCUCAACGCCUAUUUUGCCUUCCAGGUGGUCGGUCCCAACGGCUCGGGCGCCAUCCCGUACCGGGUGGCACUCACAGCAGUCUUCGUUGAGGGUCUCAUUUUUAUCUUUCUCGCUCUCACCGGAAUGCGGCAGUGGCUAGUCAAGCUCAUACCAGCGACCAUUAAGACGGCGACAGGAGUCGGUAUUGGGUUCUUCCUGACGGAGAUUGGGCUCUCUUACUCCGCCGGCAUUGGUGCUAUCACCGGAGGUUGGAAGUCUUCCCCUCUCGCCAUUGCCGGAUGCCCCGUUGAGAUGAUUGACCCUGAGAGCCAGAUGUGCGCUGGUGGCAUAAUGUCAAGCCCGAAGAUGUGGACCGCCAUCUUCGCCGGCGGCGUUGUCACGGCCUACUUGAUGUCGUUCCGAGUCAAAUAUGCACUCAUCAUGGGUAUUGCCCUGGUAUCAAUCUUGUCAUGGCCACGAAACACUUCUAUCACCUACUUCCCCUAUAACGAGGAGGGCGAGAACCGUUUCAACUUCUUCAAGAACGUCGUUACCUUCCAUCCAAUCGAGCGCACCCUCAACGUUCUUGAUUGGGACGUCGCCAAAAACGGAUCGCAGUUUGCUCUUGCUCUCUUCACAUUUCUCUAUGUCGACAUCAUUGACGCCACUGCCACCAUGUACUCGAUGGUUCGUUUCUGCGGUGUCGUUGACCCCAAAGAUGGCGAUUUCCCUCGCUCUACCGUUGCUUACUGCUGCGAUGCGGCAUGCAUCUCCAUUGGAUCCCUGUUCGGAUGCUCUCCCGUCACAGCAUUUAUCGAGAGUGGCGCAGGCAUCGCUGAGGGUGGUCGCACGGGGUUGACGUCCAUGACAACCGGCAUUUGCUUUCUAAUUUCAAUCUUCUUCGCUCCCAUAUUCGCGUCCAUCCCGCCUUGGGCAACUGGCUGCACGCUCGUCCUGGUCGGCUGCAUGAUGAUCCGUCAGAUCACCCAGAUCAACUGGCGGUACAUUGGCGACGUCCUUCCCUCUUUCGUUGUCAUGACUUUCAUCCCAUUCUCCUAUAGCGUCGCUUACGGCCUGAUUGCGGGAGUGUUUGUGUACUCUGUUCUCAACGGCCUCAUCGCUCUAACUGUUUGGCUCUCCGGAGGCAGGCUCGAGCCCCGUGAGUAUGAUGCAAAGGAGUACUGGUCCUGGAGGAGCACCGGCAAAAAGCCCUGGUUCGUCCGUGCCGUUCGCACCAGCUGCUUUAGCAACGGCGACGAGGAUAGCAAGCGCCAGUUCCAUAUUCAUGACGACCAUGAGAGCACUUAUGCUCCGGGUUCACGUAUGGGUUCAACGCACCAAAAGGAGGAGGGCGGCGUUCACAUGGUGACGAUUCCACAGCGUACGGCGACGCCGCGCUCUAUGCAGUGA